This is a messenger RNA of Canis lupus familiaris (dog), 2004 nucleotides long. RefSeq names its product ADP ribosylation factor like GTPase 6 interacting protein 6 (gene ARL6IP6). Bases 1 to 678 code for a protein of 225 amino acids. The record is from RefSeq and is a predicted model, not a curated record. The transcript is spliced from 4 exons. NCBI's taxonomy places the organism in Eukaryota, Metazoa, Chordata, Mammalia, Carnivora, Canidae.
AUGUCGUUCGUGGAGACCGGGAGGCGCCCGCCUGCGCUGCGCCGACGUCCCGGCACCCCGGCCGCGUCCGCCCGGCCGGCCUUCGCCUUCCCCGCGGGGGGCGGGUGGGGGGACGCGGAGGGGGACGAGGAGGACGGGUGCGACCCGGUGGCCCGCGAUCUGCGGGCGGAGUUCUCGGCCGGGGCGUCGUCGGAGCCCGCGGAGCGCCCGCUGCUCCGCGGGGGCGGGGGCGGGGACGGCUCGCCGGUCCUGCCCGAGAAGCGCAACGGCGUGUUGGCGGCGGGCGGCCAGGGUGCGGCGCGGCGCCGGCCGGUGCGGGUGCUGUCGAUCCUGUGCUCGCUGCUGUUCGCGGUCCUCGUCGCCUUCCUCCUCGCCAUCGCCUACCUGGUGGUGAAAGAGUUACAUGCUGAGAAUUUAAAGACUGAAGACGACACAGACACCGGGCUACUAGGGUUCUGGACUCUACUUAUAAUAUCUCUAUCUGCUGGAUUCUCCUGCUGUAGCUUUUCUUGGACAGUGACUUAUUUUGACUCUUUUGAACCAGGGAUGUUUCCUCCUACUCCUCUUUCACCUGCCAGGUUCAAGAAACUGACUGGACAUUCUUUCCACAUGGGCUACAGCAUGGCAAUUUUGAAUGGCAUUGUUGCUGCUCUUACUGUAGCAUGGUGCCUCAUGUAAACCCACACCGAAAGCACUAUUUUUGGCAAAACUUAGUCAUGAUCGCUUUGUAAUAACAGGGAAGAACAUCAUUUGUCUACUGAGAAGACCAAGAAACCUGCUGUUACGUGGUUCAGAUACAUGUCAUAUCAUCGUCAUUAUGGAGGACCUUCCUUUUUUUUUUUUUUUUUUUUUUUUUUUUUUAAUGGAGGACCUUCGUUAGCACCAUUCUAGAAUUUAGGCAUUUAGAAUAUCUGAGUGUUAAAUUUCAAGUAAUUUCUUAAAAAUGUAAGAUGUUUACCUCAUCUUUUUACUUUUGUGUGCGUUGUCCUUAUAAAUUAUAGAAAACAUUUUAAUUGAAUUCAAACAUGAAAACUUGAAUAUAGGAUAAUGCUAUGUAUAAUACUACAUUUUUGCUAAGAAAUACUAGUAGUACUGUUUAAAUGAGAUAGAAAUACUUCUUAUUUAUUCAUGAUACUAGAAAAGCAAACAAUGCCAACUAUUUCAACAUUUUGUAGAAGCUACUUUGAAAUCAGAAUAUUUAGUUUUCAAUAGUCAUAAUCAGUGGAAGGUGCAUUUAUAUUUUUAAAGGAGGUAUAAUUGCGUAUGUGGUUUUUUUUAAUAUAUUUUCCUACUACAUAUUGAUUUUGUAUGUUUUUAAAAUUGCUACAUCUAGAUAAAUGUUAUUUUUUAGCUGGUGAAAGCCUAAUACCUACCAUUUUAAAUAAAUACUGUGUUUUUUUAAAAAAAGCAAAAAAACACAAAAGACAAUCUGAUUUUAAAAUUAAGUAAACCUAUUUUCGCAAAAAAAAAUACUUAAGGCAUUAAAAUAUUGAGAAAUUUGAAGUUGUUCACUAUUUGUUUCCACAGUUGGAAAUAUUUGUCUUGGUGUAUACAUGAUUACUCCGAUAGAAAUGGUAUUAGUUUGUUUUUAAUAAAUAUAAAUCUGAAAGUUUUAUAUUUAGAAAUGCUUGAACUACUUUGUUUUUAAUCUCAGAAAUUUAGUUACCAAAAUAGAAAAGGUAUUUUGAUAAUGUAUAUAUGUAUAGUCUUUUUACAUAUAGUUUCAUAAUAUUUAUAUUUAAAUGUUCUUCUACAAUUGUUUGUUUUUGUUUUAUAGUAAUAAAGCUUAAUUGUUCCCACUUCUUUUCUAAAUACCUGUUUGGGAAAUACAAUUUUAGAAAGAUGAACUAUUUAAAAUACUGUUUUCCCUGGCCAUAGAAAAACUUAUAUUAGGAAGGCAUUGUGUAGCAAAACUACUUAUUCAGGCCAAAUGGGAAAGGAGUAUGUGCAGUGUGUUCCUGUUUAUCUACUAAGUGUUGUUACUGAGUAAAUGAUUUAAUGAUA